CCCUGGCUGUCCUGACCCCGAACUCGACCCUCCCCCCGAUCCGUGCUCCCAGCCCUACCUGCAGUUCCUGGCAUCAUCUCGUCCUUAACCGGUACGGAAUCCCCGCCAGCUGGAAUGUGAAGGGACCUGGUUUCGACGCCGCCGACAACGCGUGCCCACCCGACCACCACCACCACGCUUCCCCCCCUCCCCCUUCCCUGGUAAAUCCAGGUUGCCGGUUUUUGCUCCAGAGCUCGUCGAGGGAGAGGUGCGUGCCGACCAGACCACCCCGGCCAUGGCGCCUUCGGGGCAUACCCCUCACCCCUCUAACGGCUCCUCGUCGAGUGAGCGACACUAUGCCUUGGCAAACGGGAAAGGUGUGCCGACCAGGCACGAAAGGCCGCCCAAUACACCGAGGAAAGAGAACGGCGGACGUGAUAAGGCCUUGCAAGACCCGGGCUUGAGGGAUUACCGCCUGGGGGAAUGUCUAGGCAAGGGAGCCUUCGGCGCCGUUUACAAGGCCAUUCAUUGGGGAACCGGCGAGGCAGUUGCGGUAAAGCAGAUCAAAUUAGUAAACCUGCCCAAGAGCGAGCUGCGGAUGAUCGAGGCCGAGAUCGACCUCCUGAAGAAUCUCAACCACGAUAACAUCGUCAAGUACAUUGGCUUUGUCAAGUCCGUGGACUGCCUCAACAUCAUCUUGGAAUAUUGCGAGAAUGGUUCUCUGCACUCGAUAUGCAAGGCGUACGGGAAGUUUCCCGAGAACCUAGUGGGGGUUUACAUGACCCAGGUUCUCCAAGGGCUUCAGUAUCUACAUGACCAGGGUGUGAUCCAUAGAGAUAUCAAAGGGGCGAACAUCUUGACUACCAAAGACGGUAAGGUAAAGCUCGCGGACUUCGGCGUCUCGACAAGUACGCUCGCCGGUCCCGAUAAGGAGGCUCAAGUGGUGGGAACGCCGUACUGGAUGGCGCCUGAGAUCAUUGAACUGUCCGGUGCCACGCCCGCCUCCGAUAUCUGGAGCCUGGGCUGCACCGUUAUUGAGUUACUAUCUGGUAAACCUCCGUAUCACCAUCUCCAAGCUAUGCCCGCUCUUUUUGCUAUCGUCAACGAUGAUCAUCCACCUCUACCCGAGGGCGUAUCUUCGGCUGCGCGUGAUUUCCUUAUUCAAUGUUUUCAGAAGGACCCAAACUUGCGCGUGUCCGCGAGAAAACUGUUAAAACACAAUUGGAUUGUAGGCUGUCGCCGGAGUGAUGCCCCGGUGGCCAAAGCCCCCGGCAAUUUCAGCCAAGCCGUCGAGGAAGUCAAGCAGUGGAACAAGGCCCUGACCUCCUCCGAAACCAAUCUCAGGACGUCUGGAGGCUCCGAAUUUCUUGCUGGCCCCUACUACCACGGCCAUCCGACCUCGCGCUUCGCAUCUCAGGAACCGUCGCGGUCUAGCAUGCCAACUGCAGCCAAGGGGCCCUUCGCCCUGGGAAAGCCUAGACCCUCCGCCGACGACUACCGUUCCCCUGAACUUGCGGACGAUGACAACUGGGACGACGACUUCGCGACGGCGAUAUCGCCAAGCGCGUUAAGGCUUCCUCACGUCAAGCCGCAGGACCACUUUGGUGGCAUGCUGUCGGCUGACCGCCUGAAAGCCUUCGCGUCCAUCGAUAUUUCGCGCGACAUCUCGGCCAACUGGGACAAUGGCUUCGACGGCGAGCUGAUGACGAUGAAGAAGCUGCAGUCAAUCCCAGACGAGGACCCCCUUGAAAAGACCAUUCGCCCCAAUUGGAAGUUGCCGGCACGACCUGAGAAGACGGCCGAGACGAAACCGCCGUCGGCAAAAUCGUCCCCCCGCAAACAUGCCAUGGGCCCUAGGCAGAAGUCCCAAUCGAAAAAUCGCCUAGGCAACGCCUUCGAGAUCCCGCCACCGAGGGAUUUAGCAUUUAGGGAGCAUUCGGUGGAAGAUUACUCAGACGUCUUCGACGACAACGAGAGCGUCUUUAACCAGCGACUAGGCGUCAACAAAAAGCCCGAUACCCCUCAACUCUUUCACCCUUCAGACCUCACGAGUUUGCCACGGUCUAUGCAGUCGCCCGUGACGGGCAGCGUAAGAAGGCAACCCUCGGCGCGACCCUCCACCCUUCCCGAUCGGCCGAUGCAGCGGUCAAAAUCGUCUAUCGAAAUCCAAAAGUUUGCUGAGGAUGAGGAGGACGAGGACUUCUCUGACAUAUUUGGCCUGGGCGAAAACCUGACGGAGAAGGAGGAGAGCGACCGCGGAUCUGAAGACGGCAAUCUUAUGGUCCUGUCCCGACUCUCCAAUAAUUCCUGGCUCGGUGACGACGAGGACGAAGACGACCCUUUUGCUUCUAUGGACCCGGACUGGGACGAGAUGGACCUGGAAGCAAAUAUCGCCCGGGAUCGGCACGCCCGGUUAGCAGAGAAGGUCGAGGAGCUUGUUCGCUCCCUCAAGUCGACCGAAAGCGAGGAGAACUUGCUGCAACUUUCCGAGGGCUUGCUGGUCUUGCUUUGGGAAAGCACCGAGGUCAAGAAUCUUAUCAUCAGCGCUCACGGGCUACUCCCGAUACUCGAAAUAUUGGAACCCUGUACGGUAAAGACGAGACAGCAGCUCAUACUACAGCUCCUGCAGGUCGUGAACACGAUCAUAUUAGACGAUGUUGAGCUCCAAGAGAAUCUGUGUUUUGUCGGAGGCAUCCCGAUUAUCACCAAGUUUGCGGCGCGACAGUACUCGAACGAGAUCCGAUUGGAGGCGGCCGCCUUCGUCAGACAGAUGUACCAGACUUCGACGCUCACACUGCAGAUGUUUGUCAGCGCCGGCGGUCUCAAUGUCCUCGUCGAGUUUUUAGACGAGGACUACGAUACGGCGAGGGACUUAGUGCUUAUUGGGGUAAACGGCAUCUGGAAUGUCUUCGAGCUUCAGGGCCCCACGCCUAAGAACGAUUUCUGCCGCAUCUUUUCGAGAAGCAAAAUCCUCGACCCAUUGGCUCUCGUACUACACCGCGUGCUCGACGAGGAUUGCGAGAAUGAGUUGGCCGAGCUGAUUGAAGGUCGCAUCGUCAACAUCUUCUUUUUAUUCUCUCAGGCCGAGAACUACGUAAAGGAAAUGGUGGCUGAUCGGCAAGUACUCAAAAGUAUCCUCAAGGACCUCCGACGCAUGACGCCCGCGCACCAGAUUACGAUGCUCAAGUUUAUCAAGAACCUCUCCAUGCUCUCAACUACACUUGAUGCCCUCCACGCCGCCGACGCCAUCGACCUUCUCAUCGAACUACUUAGCGGUAGUAUGAGAAAGGGCUACAUUCACUUCCGCGAGAUCUCGAACCAGGUGCUCAACACCAUGUUUAAUCUCUGUCGCCUGAGUAAGGACCGGCAAGAAUACGCUGCUGUCAACGGGAUCAUACCUCUCCUCCUGAAGAUCAUGAAGACGGACCGACCGCCGAAGGAGUUCGCGCUGCCGAUACUCUGCGACAUGGCACACUCGGGAAGUAAAGGACGCCGAUUUUUAUGGCAGAAUAAGGGGCUAGAUUUCUAUGUGUCGCUUCUGGGAGAUCAAUAUUGGCAAGUCACUGCCCUAGACGCCAUAUUCGUCUGGUUGCAAGAAGAGACCGCCAAGGUGGAGAGCCACCUCCUAAACAACAAUUUCACAGAGGCCAUCCUGUCUUGCUUCCACACGCAAAAGAUGAAUGCGUUCGAUCCCAAUCUGCUAGAGCCAUUGCUAAAGGUUCUUCGGCUGUCUCCAUCCCUAGCGGCGUCACUGUCCAAGUCGGACAUGUAUUCGGGCAUUGCCCAAAAGCUGUCGCACAAGAAAGCCGUCGUGCGGCUGAACUUACUCCGUCUUGUCCGAAAUAUCCUCGAGGCUGGAGAUAACGGCUACCCUAGCACUACGAGGGAUAGACAUCUUCGAACACUGCUCGACGCCAUCCGAAUCCUCGCCGACAAGGAUUCCGCCGUCCUAGUCCGAAACCUGGCGUCAGAUCUUGUCGUUUCCUAUAUCGACGGCAACUCCGACCAGCUAACCGCUCCACUAUCGGCAACGUCAACCUCGUCAACGGGAUCCAAUCGUGUUCGAUCUGGGAGACGCAUCUAUACUCCACCUUCGCUCCAGCCCGCUACAUCCGUACCUCAUACGCCAACACACGCGUCUCGCGCGUCGCAAUCUUCAGCAUAUAUCGAGGUAGCAGCGAGCCCCAAACGCUCGGUAGUUUCUCUCGCACAAGAGCGCGACGCCGCCUCGUUCCGUCCUAGAAGCAAGGACGGCUCAGUUCUGCCCGUCACGUCUACCCCCCGUCGGGCAAGCAACGAGGUUCAGUCGGGAAGUAUUCCGACGGCGGGUAAGAGUAGGCUACCGAGGAACUCGGGCCUUUACACUUCGCGACCUGUCCUUGGGGUUUCUACAGGUUCCCGUAGCGAAAGCACGGCGUCAAAUAAGGAGAAUAUGGUUGGAGAGGACCUGAGCCGGUACUCUUCGGGCCGGCCGUCCCCGACGGACUCUGGUAUCGUUGCUACGAGUGGUUCCACGUCCUCCGUAUCGGGGAGGCGGAGGGGGAGUCGGGCGCCGAGUGACGGAAAGCAGAAGUGGAGCGUAUAAAGCGUAGAGAGCCCUUGGCGUGGUGGUCUAGUGUUCGACACAAAAACGGCGACGGCAUAUUCCGAAUUACGGGGAAGAGAGGGGCGAGUUCGGACCGGCCGACCGAGU
Molecule: messenger RNA, 4672 nt
Organism: Durotheca rogersii
Lineage: Eukaryota; Fungi; Ascomycota; Sordariomycetes; Xylariales; Xylariaceae
Product: cell division control protein
Exons: 13
Coding region: 275-4564 (1429 amino acids)
Biological process (GO): protein phosphorylation
Cellular component (GO): cytoplasm
Molecular function (GO): protein serine/threonine kinase activity; ATP binding
Source: RefSeq, a predicted model, not a curated record